This is a messenger RNA of Lachancea meyersii CBS 8951, 1683 nucleotides long. The record is from the annotation of a GenBank genome assembly. NCBI's taxonomy places the organism in Eukaryota, Fungi, Ascomycota, Saccharomycetes, Saccharomycetales, Saccharomycetaceae.
AUGUUCUCAACUUACUCACGGCUAGCGUUCAGAGGCUCGCUACGACGGCUUUCCACCGCGUCUGGACCCUCAGCACAGUCAAAGCCAAAAUAUAUCACCAAGAGAAGAGUGUUCCUAGCAGCAGGAGUUUUCACUGCAGCUUACGUUUCUACGGACCAGACAUCGCAGGAAGUACUCAGACAUGUGGGUAUGACGUCCAAGCGCGUGGGUAUCGCUACACAAGCGACGAUUCGAUGUCUUUACAACUACCAACGAGUGUUGCACCGCGAUUACAAUUCGGAAGAACAGCGUCGUGAGGCUCUGGGCCAGUGUCACCAGCUGUGUGCAGACAUCACGCUCAAGGCGUUGGAAGCAAACGGCGGAAUUUUCAUAAAACUCGGACAGCACAUCGCUGCAAUGACUUACUUGUUGCCUUCAGAAUGGACGGAAACUAUGAUUCCCCUGCAGGACAAGUGUCCUGAGUCAACGCAUGAAGAGAUUGUCGCAUUGUUCAAACAGGAUCUGAAAUUGGACAUGGACGAGAUUUUCGCGGAGUUUGACCCACAGCCGAUCGGCGUCGCAUCGCUAGCACAGGUGCACACGGCGAGGCUCAAAGCAGGAAGCCAAAAAGUCGCAGUGAAAAUUCAACACCCCUCGCUCAAGGAAUUCGUGCCCAUAGACGUGCUGUUGACACAGACAGUGUUCAACAUCGUCGAUUUCGCAUUCCCAGAGUACCCUCUUGGGUGGCUAGCAGAUGAACUUCAAAACUCGAUUUAUGUGGAGUUGGAUUUUACAAAAGAGGCCAGCAAUGCCCGUCGAACGGCCGAGUAUUUUGCAGACUACAUUCCCGAGACCGCUCUGCGGAUUCCCAAAGUUAUCAGCGCAAACAAGCGUGUUCUGAUUAUGGAGUAUAUUGGCGGUCACAGGUUGGACGAUCUGGAAUAUAUCGAUCAUAAUCACAUAAAUCGCGGCGAGGUCUCAUCAUGCCUAUCUCACAUUUUCAAUAACAUGAUAUUCACCCCCAACGUAGGAAUCCAUUGUGAUCCGCAUGGUGGGAACUUGGCGAUCAGACACAUUGAUCGUCCCCGUGGAUACCACAGUUUCGAAAUCAUACUAUAUGAUCACGGGCUGUACAGGCAUCCAACGACAGAAAUGAGAAGAGACUAUGCCAAAUUCUGGCUGGCACUUUUAGACAAAGACGAAGCCAAUAUGAAGAAAUACGCCAUGAAAUUCGCGAACAUCAACGAAACUCAAUUCCCGUUAUUUGCUGCGGCAAUAACCGGCCGAAGCAUAGAUGCCGCUCGGAGCUCUGAUCUUUUGAAGCCCAGAUCGGAUGAAGAAAUCAAGGUUAUGGCCAAAGCACUCACGGAGGGUACACUUUUGGGUGAUUUGAUGAGCAUUUUGUGUCGCGUCCCUAAGGUGGUACUACUCAUUUUGAAAACCAAUGACUUAACACGGCAUUUGGACGAGUGCUUGCAAAAUCCGCUCAGCGUUGAACGCACGUUCUUGAUCAUGACCCAGUACUGCGCGCGAACAGUUUACGACGAAGCGCGCCAGAACAUAAACUUAUCCUACCACCGCUGGUCGUUUACAUGGAUUGUCCGGGAGUUGAAAGCUUGGUGGGAAUACGAAAAACGGAAGAAGCAACUAGUGGUUUAUGACUUUGGAUUUUGGUUCAGAAAUAAGUUUUUGAGCGCUCGCUAG